Molecule: messenger RNA, 2067 nt
Organism: Arabidopsis lyrata subsp. lyrata
Lineage: Eukaryota; Viridiplantae; Streptophyta; Magnoliopsida; Brassicales; Brassicaceae
Product: choline transporter-like protein 2
Exons: 3
Coding region: 230-1891 (553 amino acids)
Biological process (GO): transmembrane transport
Cellular component (GO): membrane
Molecular function (GO): transmembrane transporter activity
Source: RefSeq, a predicted model, not a curated record
ACGGUAUACUUGACUAAUAUCGGUUGAUAAUCAAUUGUGGUGGCGAGAUCUCUUGGAUCAUCUUCGCUUCGCCGCUUGGGCGGUGUGGUCGUCGUCAUCAUCGUCACUACUAAUUACUGUUGAGAUUAAAAAAAAAAUGCUUAAUUGAGUCUCGUCGUCUUCUGCUUAAGCUUCAUCAUCAUUUAGCUCCAGAGGUGGAGCUUUCUUCUCUCUCUCUCUUUUGACGACCAUGGCGGCGGACGACGGCGACCCCACUAAUUUCGCUGCAAUCUACGACUCAUCUUCUCCGUCGCACCCUCUUCUCUCUAAACCCUCCACGUCCGCUCUCGAUUCUCCGCGUCGAAGUGAUCCCGAAUCCGACCCAACUCAAUUUCUUCAGAUCUCCUACAAUUUUGGCCCCAGAACUUUCAAGGACAUCCCUUUCCUUCUUCUCUUCGAUCUUCUCGUACUCUCCACCUUUGGUUUUGGAAUCUUCUCCCUUUUCCAUAGAAACAGCGAUUACGGGAGCUCCUCUUCCUUCACCUACGAUUUCCACUCUAGCUCCUGCGUCAAAAAUUCCACCUUUACGAAAAUUUCGGAUGGGUACCACUCGAGUGUCAUGUACGGUAUGGUUUCUUCGUCUGAUCCAGUCUUUGAGAAGGAUUUAAUCUGGACCCUUGUUGUAACGCUCAUCUUAAGCCUGCCCUUCUGUUUUAGCGUCCUGCUUUUGCUCAAACACUACACUAAGCAGAUUGUUUAUGCUUGUUUACCUCUCUUUGUCCUUUUCCCCAUCUUUUUCAAUCUCUAUUGGUUUGUCGCUUGUACUCUUAGCGCUUCUUGUAGUGACGCCCUCCCUCUAGCUUACAGAAUUCUUGUCCUAGUCUUCGUUUUCUUGAUCAUCGGGAUCAUUGUCUGGAUCAUAGUAGCUAAUUGGCACAGAAUUGAGCUCACUAUCCAAAUCAUCAGUGUUGCAUCGGAUGCCUUGUCCAAAAAUUUGAAGCUUUUUGUUGUGUUGCCGCUGCUGACUCUCGGGUUAGUGGUGUACUAUGUGCCGAUUGUGGUGUUCUUGGUGUUUGCAAGGUUUAAUGGGAAGUUUGUGCCGCGAGAGUUGGAUAGUCACUACUUUUGUGAGUGGAAGGAAGAUUCUUGGGUUCCUGCGUAUUACGCUCUUGCCAUUUUAACGAUGCUUUGGUCUCUUGCUGUAAUGGUGGAAAUGCAAGUGUAUGUGAUAAGUGGAGCUAUUGCUCAGUGGUAUUUCUCCAAGGAAGACUCAGUGCCUAAAAAAUGCAUCCGGAGUUCUUUGAGGAACGCAUUUGGUCAAUCCUUUGGUACAAUAUGUGUAUCAGGACUUCUCAUCUGCAUUGUUCGUGUGGUCCGGGCAAUUGUGGACAAUGCAAGAGAAGAGAACCCACAAGGGAUAGUGAACUUGGUUCUCCGUUGCUGUGCAAACGCCUUACUUGGAGCCCUUGAUUAUCUCAACAAGUUCACCAUCAACUUUGCUGCAAUAACAGGGGAAGCCUAUUGCACCUCUGCGAAAAUGACUUAUGAGCUCUUAAGACGCAACCUACUGUCAGCUGUAUUUGUGGAAACGGUUUCCACCAGAAUCCUAACCGGAAUAGUCUUUGUCCUCUCAGCCGCAUAUGCAGUCGCGACAUGGGCUGUUCUGAGAGGCGUGACCAACCUGGGUAUAGAUUCGUACUUGGUGGCUAUACUUGCGUGGCUGUUACUGAUAGUGGUCUUGGCUUUCUUUGUACAUGUUCUUGACGAUGUGAUAGACACAAUUUAUGUCUGUUACGCGAUUGAUCGAGACAAAGGGGAUGUAUGUAAGCAGGAAGUUCACGAGGUAUAUGUUCACUUGCCUAUCAGCAGAAGCACAAGAUCUUCUCUAAUCCCAAAUGCUCUGAAUGCAUAGGAGAAGAUGAUCCAACGUCUCUGCUUGUUGUAUUUGUUUUUUUGUUUGUUUACACCAUUGUAAAUUCGUGAGUAGAGAAAGUGAAUCUUUCGUUUGUCUUCUUGGGGUUUAUAUUGACGUUUUGUAGAGUUAUGGGGUAAUGUUGAAUAAAAAAGAAAUAGUGUUUUUAUGAAAAA